Aspergillus caelatus is the source of this 756-nucleotide messenger RNA. Its product is annotated as EthD domain-containing protein. The record is from RefSeq and is a predicted model, not a curated record. The coding region runs from base 90 to 503 and encodes 137 amino acids. Lineage: Eukaryota; Fungi; Ascomycota; Eurotiomycetes; Eurotiales; Aspergillaceae. Gene Ontology annotation, molecular function: oxidoreductase activity. The transcript has a single exon.
UUUCUCGAAACAACGGCCAUCAUCUAACUCACGAUAGCUACUAUCCCUGCUCAGAGCUUAGCACACCUAUACAUCGCUCUUCUUUCAAUAUGAAGCUUGCCUCGGGGCUACCGCUCACCACCUACGGCUUCCAAUUGCUUAUGUUUGGCCGUCGGAAAGAGGGUCUCACCCCAGACCAAUACCACGACCACUACGAGAAUGUCCACAUCCCCCUUAUGAAGAAUCUAACCGGAGACACCUUUCCUUUGUCCCACGUACGACACUACGUGAAGCGCGAUGGGCCGCCUGACUUUCCUGCAGCGGUCUUAAUGGGCGACCAGGCAGACUUCGACUACGACGCGGUGGCGGUACUGACAUAUCGGGAUAAGGCGCAUUUCGACGCUAACUGGGCUUUCUUUGAGGAUGAGGAGACUUCGAGAUUGAUCAAAGAGGACGAGGACAAGUUCUCCGCGUGGGUGACGGGUGUUCUCAUCAGCACUGAAUCUACUGAUACGAGAGCUUAAGAGUAUACACCCAGCUACCAUGCAAAAGAUCAAGAAUCUCGACCUGUCAAUUCUUACAACCCUAUCGCCAGGAGUGAGAGUGGGGUCUUGUGUAUUUUGAUGAGAGAUGGUAGUUAUCAUGGACAGAGGAAGGGGUGAAGAGCUAGAAUAAUCAUGAGCAUGAAAAUUGGCUUCAAUAAUAGUACAGAUGAAGGGGAAUGUGGUGGAUCAAUUCUAUCCUUAAUUAUAACGUCUAAUAAUUGCUUUAACAUCG